GUGUGUGUAUGAGUGUGUAGGGGAGUUAAUGAUUUGCCAGAGGCUCGUUUCGCAACUUACCAAGGGUCAGCUUCCCUCGAGCAUGUACAAGUUCGGUCCUCUUUGCUCCUCACCCCCUGCCAGCUUCCACCCGGAAGGUCCCCCAGGCAGCCCGAAGCAUGAUCUCCAUCACAGAAUGGCAGAAGAUUGGCGUGGGCGUCACCGGCUUCGGCAUCUUCUUCAUCCUCUUCGGAGUGCUCCUGUACUUUGAUUCGGUGCUCCUGGCCUUCGGAAACAGACACAAGCUGAAGGGAACAAGCUUCUUCCUGGGGGGUGUGGCCAUCGUGCUCCUGCGCCGGCCCCUCCUGGGCAUGCUCCUCGAAACCUAUGGCUUCUUUAACCUCUUCAAGGGCUUUUUCCCUGUCGUCUUUGGCUUCCUGGGCAAUACCGCCAACAUCCCCUUCCUGAGUGCGCUGUUCCGGAGGCUUGAAGGCACCAGCUCAAUGGUCUGAACAGCAGAGAUGAGCUCCUUGAACUUGGAUCUUUGGUUGAGGGGGCUGGAAAGGAAAGGGGGGCCACCCCCAGGCCCCCGCCCUGCACUGACUCAUCUCCCCAUCAUACUGGGACUUCUCCAAGUCCAGAAGGAAGGACGGAGCCGAAUGACUGAUCUCAAAUUCCCGAGUGAACUCAAGAGGCUGUCAGCGCUGCUGGGAGCAGAGAUCCAGGGCCCCAUGGAAGCUGCACUGGGGCGGGUACCACAUCCUGUCUUGUAUUUAUCAGAGGAGAAGCACAGAUUAAAUCCCCAAGCUGGGGGUGUGCCUGAGGCUCACAGUCAGUGUCUCUAGCCCAGUAAGUUCAUUUCCGGACUCGGGGCAGGACGACCCACACACACACAUUCGACUGUUCUCAUGGCCUGUGAUUUUUAUCCUGGAGUUAACUAGUCCUAAUGAGUGAGAUGAUAUAUUUGCAAGCCCCUGUUAGCAGUAGGCAUUAAACAAGUGAUGGCUAUUAAUCCCACAUAGUGGCAGG
Messenger RNA from Vicugna pacos (alpaca), 1008 nucleotides. The record is from RefSeq and is a predicted model, not a curated record. Lineage: Eukaryota; Metazoa; Chordata; Mammalia; Artiodactyla; Camelidae.